Molecule: messenger RNA, 2913 nt
Organism: Pteropus alecto (black flying fox)
Lineage: Eukaryota; Metazoa; Chordata; Mammalia; Chiroptera; Pteropodidae
Gene: ALDH18A1
Product: aldehyde dehydrogenase 18 family member A1
Exons: 18
Coding region: 255-2642 (795 amino acids)
Cellular component (GO): mitochondrion; cytoplasm
Molecular function (GO): glutamate 5-kinase activity; glutamate-5-semialdehyde dehydrogenase (NADP+) activity; ATP binding
Source: RefSeq, a predicted model, not a curated record
GGCGCCUACGCGGUUGCCGUGGCGCAGCUCUGGGUCGGCCCCUAGCCCCACGUCAACAGCGGAGGCCCCGCGCCCUGGCUUUACUCCUACGCCGCUGACGUAACGUCAUCUUUCGGGACGUGGACGGAAGAAAAAGGAGAGUAAUCCGGCGCCAGAAUCUCACCCGCGUGUACUCUGGGCUGGGCGUCGGGGCCCUGCGGUAGCGGUGGCGGCGGUGCUGAAGCAGGUACUUUGAUCAUUGACCACAUCACAACAUGUUGAGUCAAGUCUUCCGCUCUGGGUUUCAGCCCUUCAACCAGCGUCUCCUGCUCCGGGCCCCAUGUACAGCUCUCUCCAGAUCUAAUCCUGUCCAGCCUUUAGCCAUCAGACAUGUUCGUUCUUGGAGCAACAUCCCCUUUAUCACUGUACCCCUCAGUCGUGCACAUGGCAAGUCUUUUGCCCACCGCAGUGAGCUGAAACAUGCUAAGAGAAUCGUGGUGAAACUCGGAAGUGCUGUGGUGACCCGAGGGGAUGAAUGUGGCCUAGCACUGGGACGCUUGGCAUCUAUUGUUGAACAGGUGUCAGUGCUACAGAACCAAGGCCGAGAGAUGAUGCUGGUAACCAGUGGAGCCGUAGCCUUUGGCAGGCAACGCUUGCGCCAUGAGAUCCUUCUGUCUCAGAGUGUGCGGCAGGCCCUGCACUCAGGGCAGAACCAGCUGAAAGAGAUGGCGAUUCCUGUCUUAGAAGCCCGAGCCUGUGCAGCCGCUGGACAAAGUGGACUGAUGGCCUUGUAUGAAGCCAUGUUUACCCAGUACAGCAUCUGUGCUGCCCAGAUUUUGGUGACAAAUUUGGAUUUCCACGAUGAGCAGAAGCGACGGAACCUCAAUGGGACACUUCAUGAGCUCCUCCGAAUGAACAUCGUCCCUAUUAUCAACACAAAUGAUGCUGUUGUCCCCCCAGCUGAGCCCAAUAGUGAUCUCCAGGGGGUAAAUGUUAUUAGUGUUAAAGAUAAUGAUAGCCUGGCUGCCCGUCUGGCCGUGGAAAUGAAAACUGACCUCUUGAUUGUUCUUUCAGAUGUAGAAGGCCUCUUUGACAGCCCCCCAGGGUCUGAUGAUGCAAAGCUCAUUGAUAUAUUUUAUCCCGGAGAUCAGCAGUCUGUGACAUUUGGAACCAAGUCGAGAGUGGGACUGGGUGGCAUGGAAGCCAAGGUGAAAGCGGCCCUCUGGGCUUUGCAAGGUGGCACUUCUGUGGUUAUUGCCAAUGGAACCCACCCAAAGGUGUCUGGGCACGUCAUCACAGAUAUUGUGGAAGGAAAGAAAGUUGGCACCUUCUUUUCCGAAGUAAAGCCUGCAGGCCCUACUGUUGAGCAGCAGGGAGAAAUGGCUCGGUCAGGAGGAAGGAUGUUGGCCACUUUGGAACCGGAGCAGAGAGCAGAGAUUAUUCAUCAUCUGGCUGAUCUGCUGACGGACCAACGCGAUGCGAUCCUGUUAGCCAACAAAAAAGACUUGGAGGAGGCAGAGGGGAGACUUGCAGCUCCUCUGCUGAAACGUUUGAGCCUCUCCACGUCUAAGUUAAACAGCCUGGCCAUUGGUCUGCGGCAGAUCGCAGCCUCCUCACAGGACAGUGUGGGGCGUGUUUUGCGCCGAACCCGAAUUGCCAAAAACUUGGAACUAGAACAAGUGACUGUUCCAAUUGGAGUUCUGCUGGUCAUCUUUGAAUCUCGCCCUGACUGUCUACCCCAGGUGGCAGCCUUGGCUAUUGCAAGUGGUAAUGGCUUAUUACUCAAAGGAGGGAAGGAGGCUGCACACAGUAACCGGAUUCUUCACCUCCUGACCCAGGAGGCCCUCUCGAUCCAUGGAGUCAAGGAAGCUGUACAGUUGGUGAAUACCAGAGAAGAAGUAGAAGAUCUUUGCCGCCUUGACAAAAUAAUAGAUUUGAUCAUUCCACGUGGCUCUUCCCAGCUGGUCAGAGACAUCCAGAAAGCCGCUAAGGGAAUUCCAGUGAUGGGGCACAGUGAAGGGAUCUGUCACAUGUAUGUGGAUUCAGAGGCCAAUGUCGAUAAAGCCACCAGACUAGUCAGAGACUCUAAAUGUGAGUAUCCAGCUGCCUGUAAUGCUUUGGAGACCUUGUUAAUCCACCGAGACCUGCUGAGAACACCGCUGUUUGACCAGAUCAUUGAUAUGCUGAGAGUGGAACAGGUGAAAAUCCAUGCAGGCCCCAAGUUUGCCUCCUAUCUGACCUUCAGCCCCUCUGAAGUGAAGUCCCUCCGAACUGAGUAUGGUGACCUGGAAUUGUGCAUUGAAGUGGUAGACAGUAUCCAGGAGGCCAUUGACCACAUCCACAAGUACGGCAGCUCCCAUACAGAUGUCAUCGUCACAGAGAAUGAGAAAACAGCAGAGUUCUUCCUCCACCACGUGGAUAGUGCCUGUGUGUUCUGGAACGCCAGCACUCGCUUCUCUGAUGGCUACCGCUUCGGACUGGGAGCUGAAGUGGGAAUCAGCACAUCACGAAUCCACGCCCGGGGACCAGUAGGACUUGAGGGACUCCUUACUACCAAGUGGCUGCUGCGAGGGCAGGACCACGUCGUCUCAGAUUUCUCAGAGCAUGGAAGUUUAAAAUAUCUUCACGAGAACCUCCCUGUUCCUCAGAGAAACAGCAACUGAGAGCAUGCAGAGAAGAACUGGGAACGUUCCUAGAGUUAAACCUGUCGUCACAGUCUCGGGGCGAGUCAGGUCUCAUCUCCCACUUCUGGAAGGGUCUGCCUGUUGGAAAGAUGCUUCUGCGUUCCGACUGGCGGCAUCAGUCUUGGCUAAUGACUCGCAUUCCAGCUCACCCUUUUCUUUUUUCUUUCUUUUUCUAAGUUAGAAAAUAGUUGCUGUGGGUAUGAACUUUGCUUAAUUGCUGCAGAGAGGGACUUCGCACAGUCCAGUUCUC